AUGUCAAUACUAUCAAUUCUUGCUGGUACUAAUUAUCUAUAUGAUACAUCGGUUACAACUAGACAACAAAGAGCAAUUACUAAGGGUGAGGUACUACAUCACAAGAGAGUGGCACUCCAUCAAUCUAUCAUUCAACAAGUAACCGUUCAAGCUAUUUCAUCAACAUCUACAGAUUGUCAGCAAUCCGGUUUGUCAAAAAUAAACCUGCAAUUUUGUGCUGGUGCUACUAGUGGUGGUAGAGACACAUGUCAAGGUGAUAGUGGUGAUCCACUGAUGGCGUUUGUUAAUAAUACGUGGGUAUUAGCAGGACUAACAUCAUCCGGUGUUGGCUGUGCUCGACCUGGAUAUUCCGGCAUAUACACACGAGUGUCCGACUAUAUUCCGUUUAUUGAAGCAAAUGUUAGUUUCACAGGCAACGUUGGUGGAGAAGUACCAGCUGAUCAUGCAUGGGGUUGGAUGCUUUCUCUUCGAAAAUCGGGCUCACAUGCAUGCGGUGCAUGUCUUUUGACAUCUGAAUAUGAUAUAACAGUUGCUCAUUGUGUAAAAUCUGUAGUUAAUCCGCCGACAGUAUCAAUUCUUGCUGGUACUAAUUAUCUAUAUGAUACAACCAGUGUAACAGUGCAACAAAAAACAAUUACUAAGAUUAUCAUGCAUCCUAAUUAUAAUGAUACGACUGUCACGAAUGAUAUUGUUAUUCUUAAAUUCGCUUCACUGAAAAUAACAUCAAGUUUUAAACUUGCUUUUAUUUGUUUACCAAAACAAAAUCAAGAUCCAUUUCAAACCAAUCCGAACCUUGUAGCGAUAGGAUGGAGAACUACAUCACAAUAUAGUAACUCUCUAUCAAGCUAUCUCCGAUAA
Molecule: messenger RNA, 858 nt
Organism: Rotaria socialis
Lineage: Eukaryota; Metazoa; Rotifera; Eurotatoria; Philodinida; Philodinidae
Source: the annotation of a GenBank genome assembly